Molecule: messenger RNA, 669 nt
Organism: Microbotryum saponariae
Lineage: Eukaryota; Fungi; Basidiomycota; Microbotryomycetes; Microbotryales; Microbotryaceae
Source: the annotation of a GenBank genome assembly
AUGCUCCUAUCUUCCUCCCUCUCCACGUCCUCGCUCUCGACCCUCUUCCGCAACUCGCACGUUUCAGUCCUCUAUCGAAGACCCGAAACACCCUCCCCACCCACCCCAGACCCCUCGCACCGCCCCCUCCCCCGCCUCUUCACCCUCGUCACUGAUUCGGCCUUUGUUCACGAACCGGAGAUCGUGUGGGAAUCGUUGGAGGAUGUGGAUGGGAGUGCAUCGGAGUUUUACGAUGGGGAGUUAAGGAAAAGUAGGCUGAGAGGAGGGGAUUAUGUAGGCUCUGGGUCGGGUGGGGCUAGAGGGAGGAAGGGUGCUUCGAGUAUGCCUCGUGGGGAGGGGGGGAUGGGUGAGAGUGGGUCAGUAGAAGGAGGGCAGGAAGCACAGACCGUGAGGAUCGAUCAUGAUGAGGAUUUGGCUCGACAGUUACAGUUUGAAGAAGAGAGGUGGAGGGUUGAGGAUGAUGAGAGGAGGGUAAGGGAGAUGCAGAGGCGGGAAUGGGAGGAUGAACAACGACAACAACAAUACCAGCACCAGCACCAGCACCGACCCCAUGGACAAUCAUCAUCGAACGUUCAAGCUCCUUCAACUGCCCAGUCUGCGCAGGCGGGAGGGAAGAAGGAUGUCAAGGCAAAAAAGGCGAAGACCGGUAAGGAUUGUUUGAUCAUGUGA